CAAUAUUCAUCAGUUCCACCAACCCCAACUCUCUCUCUCUCUCUUUCUCUCCGUUUGAGAUCUCAAAUUCGAAACUAAGCACCAUGGCUAUGGCAACUUCACCCCACACCCUCCUACUCAAAAACCCCAACCUCACACCUCUCAAAAACCCAAACUUUAACAACCCCAUCACCACCACCACCACCAGCACCAACACCCGUUUCAACCUCACCGCCAAACCCAUAUCAAUCAAAUGCGCCGCCACAUCUCAAACCCAAACCCCGAUCCAAGCUCCCCCACAGACCCAAACCCACCAAGAUCGAGUCUUCAACUUUGCAGCUGGACCCGCCACUCUCCCAGAGAAAGUCCUCCUCAAGGCCCAAUCAGAACUCUACAACUGGCGUGGAUCUGGUAUGAGUGUCAUGGAAAUGAGUCACAGAGGCAAAGAAUUCCUCUCUAUUAUCCAAAAGGCUGAGUCUGAUCUAAGAACCCUUUUGAAUAUUUCUGAUGAUUACUCUGUUCUAUUCCUCCAAGGUGGUGCCACCACACAAUUUGCAGCUAUACCUCUCAACCUUGUUAACCCAAACGACACUGUUGAUUUCAUUGUUACUGGGUCUUGGAGUGACAAGGCAUUCAAGGAGGCUCAGAAGUACUCUAAACCAAGCACUAUUUGGUCUGGGAAAUCUGAAAAGUACACAAAGAUUCCAUCUUUUCAUGAUUUGGAGCAAAACCCAGAUGCCAAAUUCUUGCAUAUUUGUGCUAAUGAAACCAUUCAUGGUGUUGAAUACAAGGACUACCCAAGUCCCAAAAAUGGUCUCUUGGUGGCGGAUAUGUCUUCAAAUUUCUGCUCCAAGCCAGUAGAUGUGUCUAAGUUCGGUCUCAUAUAUGCUGGGGCUCAGAAGAAUGUGGGGCCAUCAGGGGUCACUAUUGUGAUCAUCAAGAAAGAUCUGAUCGGGAAUGCACAGGAGAUCACUCCUGUUAUGCUUGACUAUAAGAUCCAUGCUGACAAUAACUCACUUUAUAAUACACCACCUUGUUAUGGGAUUUACAUGUGUGGUUUGGUGUUUGAGGAUUUGUUGGAUCAAGGAGGGUUGGUUGAGGUGGAGAAGAAGAACAAGAAGAAGGCUGAGAUUCUGUACAAUGCUAUUGAUGGGAGCAACGGGUUCUAUAGGUGCCCUGUGGAGAAGUCUGUGAGGUCAUUGAUGAAUGUGCCUUUCACUUUGGAGAAGUCAGAGUUGGAGGCUGAGUUUAUUAAGGAAGCAACUAAGGAGAAUAUGGUUCAGCUCAAGGGGCAUAGGUCGGUUGGGGGUAUGCGUGCUUCUAUAUACAAUGCCAUGCCUUUGGCUGGGGUUGAGAAAUUGGUUGCUUUCAUGAAGGAUUUCCAGGCAAGGAAUGCUUGAUUUAUAUUAAAGAUUGUAGCACCCUUUUCGUUUUUUGGCGUUUUUGUAACAUGUUUGUUGUUGAAGGUGGGUGGGUGGGGCUAGCUGGUAGUUUUGAAUUUUGAUUGUAUUGCAAGAAUGAUGAAUGAUAGUAUUGGUGUUGGUUAUCAAAAAGAUAGUAUUGGUGUUGAUGUCCAGCAAGAGAAAUUUAUUAUAGUGGUUUAGGCGUUUUUAGAUGAUUCUGUCAUGCAAUUUGCAAAUUCAUAAGUGUAUGACAGUUAUGAUUUGGUGAUUGCCAAAUUGGUUAUAUGGAUAUCUAGUUUUCAAGUUUUGAUGUUCAAUUCAAUAAAGAAAGAUCCUGUUCUUCAUA
Molecule: messenger RNA, 1728 nt
Organism: Quercus robur (English oak)
Lineage: Eukaryota; Viridiplantae; Streptophyta; Magnoliopsida; Fagales; Fagaceae
Product: phosphoserine aminotransferase 1, chloroplastic-like
Exons: 1
Coding region: 84-1379 (431 amino acids)
Biological process (GO): L-serine biosynthetic process
Cellular component (GO): cytoplasm; chloroplast stroma
Molecular function (GO): O-phospho-L-serine:2-oxoglutarate transaminase activity; pyridoxal phosphate binding
Source: RefSeq, a predicted model, not a curated record